AUGAAUUUUAAAGACAUAGAUGAGAUUUCUUGUUUGGAGGCCUACAUAACUUUGCCAUCUGAGAGCUCAAGAUUUGCUGAUGAAACAGAGAUUUUAAAGAUGUCACAAAGACACUCAGGUCAAGCUAGCAUGGGAGCAGGAAAUGAGAUGGACUCUCCUACUGUCAAUUUCAAGUACUGCAACUUCAAAGAUUUUUGUUCUGUAUCUUCAUUUCAAGAUAGUGCCUAUGAUGAGUUAAGAUCUUCCAGCUUUGAUAACACAGAUGAGGAAUUUUUUGGAAAUAAAGAUACAGGCCGAACAUUGAUCCGUGAGUACCCUGAAACUUCACGCCUGAUCUUACCAUAUCCUUCAGAGUCUCUCACUCCACAAAAGAGAUCUGUCUUCCCUAGGAAGGAAAAGGAUAGAAGCCCAGAACUUUGUGAAACUCCUAAAAUCAGUGGGAAAAAAUGUUUACCACGCAGAAGGUUGAAUGUAUCUUUCUCUUGUCUAAAGGGGGACUCUGAAUCACAGAAUAGUUCUCUAGAAACUGGUGUAAGUCAAGCUCAAAAUUUAGAAAAAAAUAUUAUAAGCAGUGCUUCAGGUUUUCCAAGGCAAAAUAAUUUUAGCUCUUUAGUUACGAGUACUUUAAAAACAGAAGACGUGACUUUGAGCAGUCAAAAACUGAGACUUAAUUUUUCUCAACAGAAGACUUCCACAGUUGAUAAUUCCCAAGAUGACUGUAAUCUAUUUGAAGUUGAAUGUAUAUCUCCAAUUCAGGGCAAUAAUUUUAAAGACUCUGUCAUACAUGACUUUAGCGAUAGCAGUUUAUGCAUUAAUGAUGAGAAUACAUACCCUGAACUGGGCUCCUCUAUUAGUGGAACAACUUGUGGAACAGAUGAAGACAUAUUUGUGACUCCAAUAAGUAAUCUUGUAGCAAAUAUUAAAUUUAAUGCAAGUCAAACACCUUCUUCAACUGAAGUAAGAGGCAAUAUUUCAACUCCUGAAGACAGUGGUUUUAACUCCCUUAGCUUGGAUAAAUCAGAAGAUUCCCUCUCUGACCAAGAAGGUUCUAUUCAAGAACUAGUUCAAAAACAUAAGGGAACUCUCAAAGUCGGGGACACCAUAAGAAAGGCAAGGCGUCUUGGAAGGACAAGAAGAUUGUCUACCCUUCGGGAGCAAGGCUCACAGUCAGAGACAGAAGAGGAAGAGCAGAGCAUUCACUCCAACUCUGAACCAAGACUAGCAGCUGCUUUUGACAUAUCAGACAGUCCACUGGGCAGUGAUAAAAGUGGGGAUUUGACUCUAAGCUUUAAGAAUUUAUCAAAGACCCCUGCCUUGCAAUUAGUGCAUGAGCUCUUUAUGAAAAGUAAAAGGAAAAGAUUUCAGCAAAACAGUGCACACGAAUUCUCAGAAGAAAAGGAUGGGGGCAAAAUAGCUAUACUGCAGUGUUUACUUGCAGGACUGAUUGGCAAGAAAAUGGGUAUAGAAAAGCUAGACAUCUUAACAGAAUUAAAAUACAGAAAUUUGCGGCAUAUUCUUGCUAUGGUUUUAGAUUCCUUGACUGCAGAAAGCCUAUGCAGUGUUUGGAAAGUAAGCAGAAAUUGGCGUGAAAUUGUUAUUCAAGAUAAGAGAGCAAAUCGGAGGAGGAAAUUUUACAUUAUACAACUGAAAACAGAUUCUGAGGGGACUGUAUUAAAUGUCGAGGAUGCUGCCACUCGGCUCCAUCUUUUAAAUCGCUCAGCUUUAAGAUCUGUACAAGCACAGGCUAGGCCAUCCAGUUCUCAGAAAGAGCAAGUGUCAACGUUAUCUCCCUGGGGAGAAGUUUUGACACCUCUAGCAAGCUCUUCUGUCACUCCCUUAAGUAGUAAACAGGAAGAGUAUGUGAAGGUCGCCAAAACACUUUUUAUUGACGAAGCAAUAAAACCUUGCCCAAGGUGCCAAUCCCCUGCUAAGUACCAGCCGUAUAAGAAAAGGGGACUGUGUAGCCGCACAGCCUGUGGUUUUGACUUUUGUGUGUUAUGUUUGUGUGCUUAUCAUGGGUCUGAAGAAUGUAGUAGAGGAGCAGCAAAGCCAAGGAAUAGAAAAGAUGCUCUCCCAGGAAGUGCCCAGAGUAAGCGGAAUUUAAAACGCCUCUAA
Messenger RNA from Otolemur garnettii (small-eared galago), 2115 nucleotides. It is a transcript of the gene FBXO43, whose product is annotated as F-box protein 43. The record is from RefSeq and is a predicted model, not a curated record. Gene Ontology annotation, molecular function: zinc ion binding. Gene Ontology annotation, cellular component: nucleus. Gene Ontology annotation, biological process: regulation of mitotic nuclear division; negative regulation of meiotic nuclear division. Lineage: Eukaryota; Metazoa; Chordata; Mammalia; Primates; Galagidae.